AUGGCUCCCUCGAACGCUUCCCCGUCCAUGAUCGCCGCGCGACGGCUCCAUGCCACCGCUCGACACCUCCAGGCCUCCGCCGUCGCCCUCCCCUCCACGACGACCGACUUCCCGCACUCCCACGAGAAGAUCGCGUCCCCGCCCGACACCCCGUACUUCCUCGACAACCAGUUCGUGCAGUCGCAGGCCUCGCAAUGGAUCGAGCUGCACGACCCGGCGACGAACAACCUGGUGACGCGCGUGCCGCAGAGCACGGACGCGGAGCUCAAAGCGGCGGUCGCAAGCGCGGAGAAGGCGUUUAAGAGCUGGAGCAAGGUGACGUUGCUGUCGAGGCAGCAGAUCAUGUUCAAGUACGUGGCGCUGAUCCGUCAGAAUUGGGAUCGGUUGGCGGCGAGCAUCACGCUGGAGCAGGGAAAGACGUUCGCGGAUGCGAAGGGUGAUGUGCUCCGGGGGUUGCAGGUAGCGGAGACGGCCACGGGGAUUACGAGCAUGAUGGGGGAGGUAUUGGAGGUGUCGAAGGAUAUGGAGACGAGGACGUAUAAGGAGCCGCUGGGCGUGGUUGCGGCCAUCUGCCCCUUCAACUUCCCCGCCAUGAUCCCCCUCUGGUGCAUCCCCGUCGCCACCAUGACUGGCAACACCCUCAUCCUCAAGCCCUCCGAGCGCGACCCCGGCGCCGCCAUGAUCCUCAUGGAGCUCGCCGCCGAAGCCGGCUUUCCCCCGGGCGUCAUCAACGUCGUCCACGGCGCCGCCCCGACCGUCAACUUCAUCCUCGACGCCCCAUCCAUCAAGGCCAUCAGCUUCGUCGGGAGCAACAAGGCCGGCGAGUACAUCUUCUCCCGCGGCUCUGCCAAUGGGAAGCGCGUACAGGCCAAUCUCGGCGCGAAGAACCACGCGACCGUGUUGCCCGACUGCAAUAAGAACCACGCGCUGAACGCCAUUUUGGGCGCGGCAUUCGGUGCUGCUGGGCAGAGGUGCAUGGCGUUGAGCGUGUGCGUGAUGGUUGGUGAGACGAAGGAAUGGGUGAGCGAGAUUGCCGAGCGGGCGAAGGAGCUGAAGGUCAACGGAGGGUUUGAGGAGAGUGCGGAUCUCGGACCGGUGAUCAGCCCGGAGGCCAAGCGCCGGAUCGAGGACGUGAUCGCGAGCGCGGAGAAGGAGGGAGCGACGAUCUUAUUGGAUGGACGGGGCGCGCACCCGGAGAAGUACCCGAAUGGGAACUUCAUCGGACCGACCGUCAUCGCGAACGUGAAGCCGCAUAUGCGGUGCUAUACGGAGGAAAUCUUCGGGCCGGUUUUGGUGUGCUUGAACGUGGACACCAUCGAUGAGGCGAUCGAGAUGUCGAACAACAACGAGUACGGUAACGGCACUGCCAUCUUCACUCGAUCUGGCCCGUCUGCGAGCAAGUACCAGAGCGAGAUCGAAGCCGGUCAGGUCGGUAUCAACGUGCCGAUCCCUGUGCCCCUUCCCAUGUUCUCCUUCACUGGAAACAAGGCGAGUAUCGCUGGAGGCGGAGCCAACACCUUCUAUGGCAAGCCUGGAAUCAACUUCUACACACAGACCAAGACCGUUACGAGCCACUGGAGAAGCGAGGACGCCGUUGCCACCAAGGCCUCAGUGAACAUGCCGACGCAUUCAUAA
Eremomyces bilateralis CBS 781.70 is the source of this 1635-nucleotide messenger RNA. Its product is annotated as methylmalonate-semialdehyde dehydrogenase mitochondrial precursor. Gene Ontology annotation, biological process: thymine catabolic process; L-valine catabolic process. NCBI's taxonomy places the organism in Eukaryota, Fungi, Ascomycota, Dothideomycetes, Eremomycetales, Eremomycetaceae. Gene Ontology annotation, cellular component: mitochondrion. Gene Ontology annotation, molecular function: malonate-semialdehyde dehydrogenase (acetylating, [NAD(P)+]) activity; methylmalonate-semialdehyde dehydrogenase (acylating, NAD+) activity. The transcript has 4 exons. The coding region runs from base 1 to 1635 and encodes 544 amino acids. The record is from RefSeq and is a predicted model, not a curated record.